AAACUAGCAAUUUGGCAAGUCAGUGCAAGAGGCUGGCUUCUGAGAGGCUUUCAGGAGCCCGAAGAGAGGAGCUCCACGGGAGGAGGGAGUGCGUGUGCUCCGGCUUUUUUUUUUUUUUUUUUUUUUUUUUUUCCUUUUUUCUUUUUUUCUGAAUGAACAGCUUUGCCUAAGUGACUGAAAAACAGCUUCUUCCUGAAUCUACCGGCUUAGUUGCUGAAGAGAGCUCUAGACAGGGCAUGGCUCUGAAGACUCACUCUUUGGAAUGUCCUCUUGCUCCCGGCUUAUAAACAACUGUCCUGAGGAAAGAAAGGUUUUACAUAGCCAAAGACAGCCUGACAAAUGGCACUUCGGAACUGUGCUUUUUGAUGACAACGCGUUCGAUUUCUGACAAAGCCUCUCGCACGCUGCCCCUGGAGGGAAGUCCUAAGUAAAACUCAGACCCUCCUUAAAGUGAGGAGUGAGGGCUUGAACGGUGAACACGGCAGCAUGGCAUCCGCGGGGCACAUUAUCACCUUGCUCCUGUGGGGUUACUUACUGGAGCUUUGGACAGGAGGUCACACAGCUGAUACUACCCACCCCCGGUUACGCCUGUCACAUAAAGAGCUUUUGAAUCUGAACAGAACGGCAAUAUUUCAUAGCCCUUUUGGAUUUCUUGAUCUCCAUACAAUGCUGCUGGAUGAAUAUCAAGAGAGGCUCUUCGUGGGAGGCAAGGACCUUGUGUAUUCCCUCAGCUUGGAGAAAAUCAGUGACGGCUAUAAAGAGAUACACUGGCCUAAUACAGCUCUAAAAAUAGAAGAAUGCAUGAUGAAAGGAAAAGAUGUGGGUGAAUGUGCAAAUUAUGUUCGGGUUUUGCAUCACUAUAAUAAGACACACCUUCUGACCUGUAGUACUGGAGGUUUUGAGCCACUUUGUGCCUUUAUCAGAGUUGGAUAUCAUUUGGAGGAGCCUCUGUUUCACCUGGAAUCAACCAUAUCCGAGAGAGGAAGAGGCAAAUGUCCUUAUGACUCCAGUUCCUCCUUUGUCUCCACUUUAAUUGGUACUGAAUUGUUUACUGGACUCUACAGUGACUACUGGAUCAGAGAUGCUUCGAUCUUCCGCAGCAUGGGACGACUGUCCCAUAUCCGCACUGAGCAUGAUGAUGAGCGUCUAUUGAAUGAACCAAAAUUUGUAGGUUCAUACAUGAUUCCUGACAAUGAAGACAGAGAUGACAACAAAGUAUAUUUCUUUUUUACUGAAAAGGCACUGGAGGCAGAAGACAAUGCCCACACAAUUUACGCCAGGGUGGGGCGACUCUGUGUGAAUGAUAUAGGAGGGCAGAGAAUACUGGUGAAUAAGUGGAGCACUUUCCUAAAAGCCAGACUGGUUUGCUCAGUACCAGGAACAAAUAGGAUUGACACAUAUUUUGAUGAAUUAGAGGACGUUUUCUUGCUACCUACCAGAGAUCAUAAGAAUCCAGUGAUAUUUGGACUCUUUAACACUACCAGUAAUGUUUUUCGAGGGCAUGCUAUAUGUGUCUAUCAUAUGUCUAGCAUUCGGGCAGUCUUCAACGGACCCUACGCACAUAAGGAAGGACCUGAAUACCACUGGUCAGUCUAUGAAGGAAAAGUCCCUUAUCCAAGGCCUGGUUCUUGUGCCAGCACAGUAAAUGGAGGGGGAUACAGAACCACCAGGGACUAUCCCGAUGAUACCAUCCGAUUUGCAAGAAAUCAUCCACUAAUGUACCAGGCCAUAAAACCUGCCCAUAAAAAACCAAUCUUGGUAAAAACAGAUGGAAAAUAUAACCUGAAACAAAUAGCAGUGGAUCGAGUGGAAGCUGAAGAUGGCCAGUAUGAUGUCUUGUUUAUUGGAACAGAUAAUGGAAUUGUGCUGAAAGUAAUCACCAUUUACAACCAGGAAAUGGAAUCAAUGGAAGAAGUAAUUCUAGAAGAACUUCAGAUAUUCAAGGAUCCAGUUCCUAUUAUUUCUAUGGAGAUUUCUUCAAAGCGACAACAGCUAUAUAUUGGAUCUGCUUCUGCCGUGGCUCAAGUCAGAUUCCAUCACUGUGACAUGUAUGGAAGUGCUUGUGCUGACUGUUGCCUGGCUCGAGACCCUUACUGUGCCUGGGAUGGCAUAUCCUGCUCCCGGUAUUAUCCAACAAGUACACAUGCAAAAAGGCGUUUCCGCAGACAAGAUGUUCGGCAUGGAAAUGCAGCUCAGCAGUGCUUUGGACAACAGUUUGUUGGGGAUGCUUUGGAUAAGACUGAAGAACAUCUGGCUUAUGGCAUAGAGAACAACAGUUCUUUGCUGGAAUGUACCCCACGAUCUUUACAAGCAAAAGUUAUCUGGUUUGUACAGAAAGGACAUGAGACCAGAAAAGAGGAGGUGAAGACCGAUGACAGAGUGAUUAAGAUGGACCUUGGCUUGCUCUUCCUAAGGUUACAAAAAUCAGAUGCUGGAACCUAUUUUUGCCAGACAGUAGAGCAUAGCUUUGUCCAUACUGCCCGUAAAAUCACCUUAGAGGUAGUGGAAGAGGAGAAAGUCGAGGACAUGUUUCACAAGGACGAUGAGGACAGACCUCGCAGGAUGCCUUGUCCUGCCCAGAGUAGCGCCUCGCAGGGAGCAAAACCAUGGUACAAAGAAUUCUUGCAGCUGAUCGGUUAUAGCAACUUCCAGAGAGUGGAAGAAUAUUGUGAGAAAGUAUGGUGCACAGAUAGGAAGAGGAAAAAGCUUAAAAUGUCACCCUCCAAGUGGAAGUAUGCCAACCCGCAGGAAAAGAAGCUCCGUUCUAAACCCGAGCGCUACCGCCUGCCCAGGCACACGCUGGACUCUUGAUGGGAAGGAGAAAAACCAUGCUCUCUAGCAACACUGAGCAAAAUCAUAACCACUCAUCCUAAUUUCUAAGGGGCACCUCCAUCUAGGGUCAGUCUACUGCUUCCUUAGGCCUCUUCUAUGUUAUUCUUUGUUACGGGAGAGGACCUGUGGAUAGAAAGAAUUUUGACAUAAAACAAUGCCCAUUCACCUCCUCUUUCAUCACAAUGCCACCCGUUGAGCAAGAGAUCCAGAUUUGUUACCAAGAAAGAUUUUACUUCGUGAUUUGUAAAGUCUCUUCUAUGUCUCUAAUUCUACAUUGCUAAUUUUUUUUUCUUUGUGUGAAUUACUGAAUAUUUCAGUGCAAAGCUAUCAACUCGGAGAAACAGGGAUAAAAGAUAAACACUAAUAAGAGCUCUAGAAAAAAGGGAACAAAGUCUUUGCCUGUUUAGUAAGUGGCAAUUCCAUAUAUAUUUUAGAGUUUGUUUCUUUCUAAAAUUAGUUAAAUACUUAGAAUGUUUGUAAUGAGUGUUCAAUAUUUGCUAUAGGG
Molecule: messenger RNA, 3337 nt
Organism: Saimiri boliviensis boliviensis (Bolivian squirrel monkey)
Lineage: Eukaryota; Metazoa; Chordata; Mammalia; Primates; Cebidae
Gene: SEMA3E
Product: semaphorin 3E
Biological process (GO): positive regulation of cell migration; axon guidance; negative chemotaxis
Cellular component (GO): plasma membrane
Molecular function (GO): semaphorin receptor binding; chemorepellent activity
Source: RefSeq, a predicted model, not a curated record